AUGAAUUUGGCCAGAAACAAGUCUUUCGACCCGCACUUGCGCGACGAUGAAGCCGCUGUGGUGGAAAACGCCAUCCGGUUGGCGAUAGACUCGAUAAUAAACGUUUUGUACGGAGUCAACGGUGCCAGGACUCGCGAGCAGCAGCGGAUGGUGGCCGACAGGGACAAAGAGAUCCAGCGGCUCGAGCGCAGGCUGGGAGAGAUGGAGCACGAGCUGCAAGCGUUACGCCGGAAAGGAUGCGCGUGCAGGCUGCCGAAGGAGCCGAGCCUGGUGAUUGGAUCACAGAGCUCAGGGGAACCGCAGCAGGGGGAGCAGAGCGGGUCCGAACCGAGCUGUUUGGACUCCGAGAUGACAGAGCAGCAGGAGUGUGAGGUGACCAUCUCCUGUGAGUAAACAUCAGCACAGCGUGGAUUCAUCAUCAGCACACUGAGAUAAAGAUUAUUUAUGAAAAUACAGUCAUUCAUGAGGAAAUGAAACGAGACAUGGAUUCUUUAUAAUAAUGAUAACUUUAUUUUUAUAGCACUUUUAAAAACAGAAGUUUACAAAGUGACAAACAGUUGGAAAGCAUCAACACAUGGAAAUAAAAACAAAAGCUCAGUUAAAAACAAGGCCUCUGAAUUGAAGGGCCACUUUCAUUUGUCAUAAGAAACCCAGAAAAUACAAGAACACUACAACAUGAAAUAGAUCAUGAGGACGAAAAUAAAAACAUAAAAUAGGUAGAAAAAGAAAUUUUAUACAAAACAGCAGGAAACAGGAUAGUGAAUAUAAAAAAGAUGAUAUUAACAGUGAUAAUAAAAUCAUUAUGAUGGUAAUAUUAAACAAAAUAACAAAAAAUGAGCAGGAAAAAAACAACCACAGAUAGCAAUACAGAGAGACACACACUCAACCAAAACGCCACUCUAUAGCCACAAAUAAUGCUCAGAACAGCACCUAACUUCAUCAACAGGACAUAUAGGGUCCCAGCCAUAGUACUAGCCACCAAACAUCUUUUUAGCUUUACCUGAUUUCUUUAACAAAGAGACUUAACACAACUCACCUACUCUCUUCCAGCAGCCGCUUGUUUGUAGUGAGACCUCAGGCCAGUCCAUUAUGGACUGCUGCGGGGUGAUGCAGCUCAAGGAACAACAUCUUUGAUCAUUUCUUAAUGGAAAUGCAAUCAGACCGAGACGCUAAAGCAGAAGAACUACAGUGUCUGCAGUGAAAAAUGAUUAUUAUGGUGAUUAUUACUUCAAGGAAAUGAUAAAGAAAUGAUCAUAAAUGUUCUUUCAUGAGCUGGGUCACCCCGCUGCAGUCCAUACACCUGCCCAAGGUCUCCGUACAAACAAGCAGCUGCUGGAAGAGAGUAGGUGAGUUGUGUUUAGUAAGCGGUCGGCAACAUUCAUCUCUUGACGGGGUGUCUAACUCUGUGUUACAGUGUGUUUGACCCUAAAUUAAUUUUAAGCCUCAAUAUCCCUUGAACUUUUUUAUCUCAGUUCUUUCUUGUCAACUGUGAUAGGAUUGAUGUCGAUCUGUCAUUUCUGCACCUAAUAAAAUCUUCCUUUUUCCCUUCCUCCACAGUGGACCUUUUUGCCCGGCCCCUCUCACAGGUCUCCUCGCAAAGCCAGGAAUCGGGUCUCCCUUAUUCUCCCAGCAGACUGGGUCUGGAUCAGACCUGCACCUCCCACUACUCAGAGUCUUCAGGUGUAUCUGAUGCAGACAGAAAUCCGCUGACAUCUCCCAACCGCAGUGUUGUAAUCAAAGAGGAGCCGUGUGAGGACACCGCUGUCAUGAUCAAGAUGGAAAUGAGCGAAGAGAGAAUCACAGAGGGUCCCGAGAGCACGAGCGGUUUUUACCAGGACACAGAGAGUCCCAGCUUAACAAGUAAUGAGACUUUUGUUUGAAACUUCAAUCUAAUUUUAUACAGAAAUAUUAAUGAGAUUACAGAAAAAUGACUGAGUUACACAGUAGCAUCUUCUCUAGCUGUAAGGGCUAACAUAGAAAGUUACUGUUGUCCCAAAUGAGUAGUGAAUGUUUGGUAUUAAAAAACUGGUUUGAUUUUUUUACUCACGUUUGUCUCUUGUGAUCGCUGCAGAAAAUCUGAACAACAGAGGAAGAAGAAGGACCAGGGAGCGGACUCAUGCAGACUCAGACAGACUCAGCGUUACCAUGGGAGGAAACCCGAGGUGAGUCGUAUGAUUCGCAUCAUAGAAUGUAUAAAACAUCAACACAUUAUCACCUGUUCAUUUCUAAAGCGUUGUGUAAAGCCUGUCUGCAGCAGUCACCGUGUUAAAAACACUGACACACGUAACUUUCGAUCGACAGAGCGAGAGGCGGAGUCAAGUAGACACACCUCAUGGUUGAAUAUUAUUAACACUAAAGCACUAAAAAUACUAAAAAUAAAAUAACUUUUCAUCCCCCAGUACAGUGUGUGUACGCUGAACUAGCUUCUAAACCAGAGGGGGACAUGCUACAAAUGACUGUGUCCAGCACCCUAACAUCGGAGAAAAGAGAAACACGCACACUUAGGGGACCAACAUAAGAACUUGGUUGAGCAUUACACUUGCAAAAUAUCAUUCCUAAGACAUAACAAUCACUUUUUCUUCAGUUUAAUUCCCCUAAUUGAUAACAAAACAUCGAAAGCCAAGAUACCUUAACUUCAAACAGUGACAGCACGCUGUAGUUAUACAGUAUCAUCUAAUGACGCGUAACUAAACCCAGUGAUCUUAUUUCUUUACUGCAGUAACAUGUGAUUUUUCUUAAAUUAUAAAAAUGCUUCAGUUUUUUCGUCCAAUAAUAAAUCUGAAACUAAAAAAUUACUUAAAGCUUCAGUCAAAAAUUAAACAUUUCUCACUCAUUUUAUUGCUUCAACAAACCUGAUCACACCAUGUACCUAACAUCCAAACAUAAAGCAGUUUUCGUGUUUAUUUGUAUGACUGUCAUAGUCGUGUUCGCUGUGGUGUCAAAAACUUAAGCUGGGUCUUUUCAGAUGGCUUCCACGCCUCUGUAGUUCUCAUCAGAACUUCUGCUCUGUGGAAAAAAAGCAAGACAAGAAAAAAGGAGUUUUGUGUGUUCAUGUUUCUCAUCUUGCUUUGCGGGUUUUUACAAGUUUAAGUCACUGGGAGCUUUUCGAUUUCUGCCUUCAAUUUGAACCCUGAUCCAGCACUUGUUAAAAAGACCAUUUGGGAUUUGCGCCUUUUUUUGUCACUUGUCAAAAAAAAUUGGCAGUAAACGUCACAAAUGAUUCUGCGGGCCGCUAAGUCUCCCUAUCACAGGUGAGUGCAACUCUCUCUGCAGACUGGAGUGCAUCCUCCAUCUCUCCUCUCGUCUCAGCUGGAAUGGCCUCUCUUUAUUUCUUCUUUUUCUUCCUUCUCCCUCUUGAAAUCUCACAGCUUUCUUUUUACUGUUGUCUCACAUCCCGCCGUCUUCCUCUGAUAAUCUGCAGCCGAGCUUUUCUUCUUCAUUCAGGCUUCCCUUAUUCGUGUUAUUGGCACAAACGUGAAAACCAAUGAAGUAGUGACGCACAGAGUCGAAUUAAAAGUAAAGUCUAUUUAGUGUGCUGCAUUUUCUUUUAACUAAAACAUCUAUAUCUAGCCUGGGGUAUUUCCUAUUGUGUCACACAGGUUAGCUUAACAAUGUAUUGCUGUAUCAAUAGUUUCUCACACUCCUUCUGAAGACGUCCAUUGUUUGUGAAAUCCACGUAAUGCAUCUAUUUUCACCUGGGACCUGCUUCACAAUGCUGUCAUAGAAAACCCCUGUGUGUGCAGUUUGUACCAGUAUAUGUCUGUGUAGGAUGCAGUCCUCUCUGAAGAUGACAGGUUGCAUUAUAUGUAAUGUUUUAAAUACGUAAAUGAAGGUGCUUUCUGACCAGAAAAAGUCUCCCAAGGAUUUAGGGACCUUUUGAGGAGCUCUCCACAAGACAUAGAGUCUCAGUUUAACUCCAGUAUAACUAAUUUACACCUUAAAAAGCUCAUGCUUGGGGGGUAGUACCUUUUAAAAGGCCCAGAAACGUAAAAAAACAGUCCUAUUUACAUAUAAAAUACCAAAAGCUGUGAGCAACGAGACACACGUGAGGGAGAACAGAUUGUGAAUUGUAUUUCUCACAUAAUCUGAUGUUAAUGAUCAGCUUAGCUCCGCAGAUACACAAAUGUUGACUCUGUUUUAUGUACAUUUACCCCAUAUAAGCAGGUGCCUCUGGUGCCCAGGAAAUUAUAUUGUAUAUUAUAAGAAACCGAUGUUUAAGUCACACACAGGCACACACACCUCUUACAUACUGAUACUGAGACAUUUCAGAUAAGGUUUAACAGGGAGUGAAUAUCUUUUCUUUAAAUAGCAGAGUGACACACAGCUGAGCAGAGAGAGGGGUCAACAGGUAGAGAUACCAAAAGGUGAUAGCAGAAGGGUUACUAAUAUUACUGUGAACUAAUUAUGCAGAAUAAUUAAUGCAGUUUAUCAGCUUUUUUUUUCAGCAAGUUCAGCAGAGACUCAAGUGACAACAUCCACCUAAUGUCCUGUUUUUCAUCGGCUCCAAUUUGAGCAAAUGAUAAUGUGUCACAGAGCUCCCUUAAGAGAAGUUCCUUGAACCUAAAUCCUUUGUACUUCUGGUCAAAAAGCACUUUAAGAAAGUGUGAAAAUACUGAUGAGAAUCAAUAUAUGUAGGGAUUAAGCAGCAGAGAUUACCAAUGUCCACAGAUCAUUGAUCAGGUAUUUCAGUGGACUUGAUUGAAAGUGUUGUUUGUUUACUGAGUUGUGUGCCCUCUAAUGUGUAACCAUCUCUCACCUUUCUUCUGCUGCAGGAGCAAGAAGAGGAACAUACCGAUGGCAGAGCUGCCAGAGGAGGCCCAGAUACUGAAGCGGGCAGCCUGGAGAGCUGCAUCCAGGCGGUAUUAUGCACGAAAAGUAGCCCGCCAGCAGGUAAACCCCUUACGCUCCGCCCCUUUUCCCCCCAUCACAGACUGCUGUUACACACAACCCAUCUCUUUUUCUGAAAAGAGGAAGAAGGCGCUGAUUUCGGAGUUACCUGUAGACUCUCAGUCAUUGCAGAGAGAGGCUUGGAGAGCUUCAUCCAAGAGGUACUACGCCCGAAAAAUGGCCCGCCUGCAGCCUGCCCCCUCACAGUACCUGCUGCAGGGCAUGGAUCCGUCUGAGGAAACACUGGGACCUGACAGAGGAGGAUCUCAUACCAACAGUGGAGGAAUCAUGUGCAGCUGA
Xyrichtys novacula (pearly razorfish) is the source of this 5187-nucleotide messenger RNA. Lineage: Eukaryota; Metazoa; Chordata; Actinopteri; Labriformes; Labridae. The record is from the annotation of a GenBank genome assembly.